This is a messenger RNA of Lycium ferocissimum, 1231 nucleotides long. RefSeq names its product ABC transporter I family member 21-like. The record is from RefSeq and is a predicted model, not a curated record. Bases 80 to 940 code for a protein of 286 amino acids. Gene Ontology annotation, molecular function: ATP binding; ATP hydrolysis activity. The transcript has 6 exons. NCBI's taxonomy places the organism in Eukaryota, Viridiplantae, Streptophyta, Magnoliopsida, Solanales, Solanaceae.
ACCCGGGAAAUGCUUACAAUACCAUAUUGAAUAAUUUACACUAUAGGAUUGAAGAAAAACAAAGAAGAAGAAGAAGAAGAUGGAAGGAAAAUCAAGCAGUAUUCAAGUAAAUGGAAUGCAAUUCUCAUACGAUUUCCAGAGCCCCAUUUUUUUCGAUUUUAAUCUCAACAUUUCUCCCGGAUCUCGAUGUCUCCUUGUCGGUGCUAAUGGAUCCGGGAAGACGACUCUGUUGAGGAUAUUGGCGGGAAAGCAUAUGGUUGGUGGAAAAGAUGUAGUGAGGGUGCUGAAUUUUUCGGCUUUUCAUGACACCCACCUUGUUUGUAGUGGUGAUCUGGCUUACCUUGGAGAGUCUUGGAGCAAAAAUGUUGGAGCUGUUGGAGAUGUUCCACUUCAGGGAGAUUUUUCAGCUGAACAUAUGAUAUUCGGAGUUGAAGGAGUGGAUCCAGUUCGGAGAGAAAAGUUGAUUGAGUUGCUGGAUAUUGAUCUGCAAUGGCGUAUGCACAAGGUAUCGGAUGGUCAGAGGCGUAGAGUCCAAAUCUGCAUGGGUCUCCUUCACCCCUACAAGGUUCUUUUACUGGAUGAGGUCACAGUUGACUUAGAUGUCGUCGCAAGGAUGGAUUUAUUGGAUUUCUUCAAGGAAGAAUGUGAACUGAGAGGAGCUACAAUUGUCUAUGCAACACAUAUAUUUGAUGGGCUGGAAACAUGGGCGACAGAUCUUGUUUACAUCCAAGAUGGAACUCUGAAGAGGUCUGAGAAGUUACCCGAGCUUCCAGAGUUGAAGUCUUCCCCCAAUUUGCUUUCAGUAGUUGAGAACUGGUUGCGGUCUGAGACCACGAUAGAGAAAAAGAAGCCAGUUGUCACUCCACCAAGGGUUCAAAAAUCCUCGUCUUUUGGCUCUUCUCCAUUUCAGUCAUCUAGACAUAUGGCAUAUUUUCGCUGAUUUACGCGUUCUGUUUCCAUAGUGGAAUUAAACCUUGCAGGAUUGCCAAUAAAAGAGACUAGAGCUGGUUUUUCAGUAUUUGCAGCUUGCGAAAUGCUGUCAUUAUCACAGACUACCCUUUGCUGAAUUCAAAAGUAGGAAUUAUGGCUACUCGGGUUAAAUUUACAUGUUGAAGCCCUGAGGAUGUGCCUUCAGUACAAGUAUUUAUAGUCUUCCAUUCUUCUAUUUAUAUUAGUGUCAAGUAAUUUCUUGUAACAACAAUCACCAAUAUAUUAUUUUGUUCGUAUCUUA